UAAACAUUUGUAGAUAUAUAUGUCAAUUAUGAUAGAUUUAGGAACUUAAGAUAAUUAGGAAUAUUAGGGUUAGAUAUUCAUAUUGUCUAUAUAUAUUGUAAUGUGACCGAAUAUGAUAGAUGGGAAAAUACAAUGGAAAAUACAGAAAACUAUUUUUCCCCAAUAUUUAACAACUUCACUUUAUUUUUGCUUAAUUGAAAUUAUUUUUAGUAAACUGAUUUUUUUUUUUUUUUAUUCUCUAUUAUAUUUUUUUCUUUAAAUUUACUGAUUUUUAAGAUGAAGAGGGCCUGUUUACAUUUACUGAACUAAUUGGAGCUGUACGAAGUGAAACUGAAGUGACAGGCCCCAAGUUAGGUUAAUAAUGUGAUAACUUUAUUAUUUUACUUUUCAUAUUAACUUUCCAAUUAUCUAGAAUUGCUAGGAAACACCCAACUUCCUACUGUCUUUUGUCAAGGGUUCAAUCACGUACUAAAUCUAAACCUCUUAUAAAAUUAAGUAGAAUAUGCCUAACACUCUUUCUUCCAUUUCGUAUAUAGCUCUUUAAUAUAAACGAGCUAAACAACAUAAUAUACACAAUCCCAAGUUCAAUUUUGAUAAAAAUGUUUCCCAACGAACCACAAAGGCUUCAUGUACUCUUCUUUCCACUAAUGGCCGCUGGCCAUAUGAUCCCAACCUUAGACAUGGCGAAAAUUUUUGCAACACAUCAUGUCAAAACUACCAUAGUCACAACACCUCUUAAUGCACCAACCUUCACUAAACCACUACGAAGUUACAAAAAUGUCGGUCCUCCAAUCGACAUUGAAAUCAUUCCGUUUUAUUCCAAGGAAGUUGGCCUUCCUGAGGGAGUCGAAAACUAUGAGCGUUGCACUUCUGAUGAAAUGACAACAAGGUUUUUGAAGGGCACCGAGAUGCUACAAGAAUCACUAGAAAAAGUCAUAGAGAAAUGCAAGCCUAAUUGCCUAGUUGCUGAUAAGCUCUUGCCUUUCGCUACUGAUGUAGCAGCCAAGUUUAAUAUACCAAGGUUAGUAUUUCAUGGCACUAGCUACAUUGCACAAUGUGUGAUGCAUGCCCUAGGUAAGUAUGAGCCUUACAAACAAGUUUCGUCCGAUGAGGAGGAAUUCGAUGUCCCUCACUUUCCUCAUGAAAUAAAACUUAAAAAAUCUCAAUUACCUACAUUUUUGAGAGGGCUUGGAGAAAAGCAUAUCAAUGAUGAAUGGAUGAAGAUAUUCGGUCGUGCUAUGGAGGCUGAGGAGAGGAGCUAUGGAAUCAUUAUGAAUAGUUUUUAUGAGCUUGAGCCUGAUUAUGCAGAUUAUUAUAGAAAGAAGAUGGGUAGGAAGGCAUGGCAUAUAGGUCCCGUAUCAUUAUGUAACCACGAAAAAGAAGCUAAGUUCCAAAGGGGGAAGGAUUCUUCUAUUGAUGAGCAUGAAUGCCUCAAAUGGCUUGAUUCAAAAAAGCCUAAGUCGGUUGUUUAUGUUAGCUUUGGUAGCUUAGCUAAAGUCUCAACCUUGCAACUCCAGCAGAUCGCGAUGGGCCUAGAAGCAUCUGAGCAAGAUUUUAUAUGGGUUGUGAUGAGUAAAAACAAUGUGGAUGGUGAGAAUGAGAAAAAUGAGUGGUUAUCUCAUGAAUUUGAAAAGAGGAUGGAAGGAAAAGGGCUAGUUAUUAGGGGAUGGGCACCGCAAGUGCUAAUUUUGGAUCAUGAAGCGAUAGGAGCAUUUGUGACUCAUUGUGGGUGGAAUUCAAUCUUAGAAGGCAUAUCAUGCGGGGUUCCUAUGGUAACUUGGCCAGUAUUCGCCGAACAAUUUAUGAAUGAAAAAUUGGUGACAGAGAUACUGAAGACCGGGGUUGGUGUGGGAGUUAAUCAAUGGAACAUAAUGGUGGAGGGGAAUGUGAAAUGGGAAGAUAUAAAGGAAGCUAUAAGAAAAGUUAUGGUGGGUGAAGAGGCUUUGGAGAUGAGAAAUAGGGCAAUGAAGUUGAAAGAAUUGGCAACAACGGCUGUUGAAGUUGGUGGGUCAUCAUAUAAUAUCUUGCAAUCCUUGUUACAUGAAUUGCGCUCUUACAAUGCCUAAAUAUAUUUGCACUUAAUAAAAAUUACACUAGUAGAAAAAAUCAAAAAGGCACCUCUUAAUUGCUACCGAUUCAGUCCAAACCGGUGGCAAAAAUAGGCUAAAAAAUUGACAAAAAAGAGUUUACAAUAUAUACAUCUUUGCUUCCGUUACGCAGUCACAAUCCUAAUUAACAAUUUCCCUUGUUAGAUUGGGACGAUUCAAAGAUGUCCAAAUGUUGAACUCUAGCUAUCUUUAAUAUGUUUCUGUAAGAUGUUUGUGUGUUGGAUAUUUUAGCGUAUUUAUCGCUAAUUUAAAAUUUGGUGCUCUGCCUACGUUGUACUCCGUCCUUUAUUUUAUUGGUUUCUAAUGCAUCAAAG
Messenger RNA from Chenopodium quinoa (quinoa), 2422 nucleotides. Its product is annotated as scopoletin glucosyltransferase-like. The coding region runs from base 600 to 2066 and encodes 488 amino acids. The record is from RefSeq and is a predicted model, not a curated record. Gene Ontology annotation, molecular function: UDP-glycosyltransferase activity. The transcript has a single exon. Lineage: Eukaryota; Viridiplantae; Streptophyta; Magnoliopsida; Caryophyllales; Amaranthaceae.